AUGCUCAGAUCUCUCCUGACCGCAUCUACCUCCACCGCACAACCAGGCUCCCCGAACCCCAACAACUCGCCAUCCCUCUCACGUGCAAACUCCAACAGCAGUGCUUACGCUGAAUCCAACCUAUCGCGCCCGGCAUCAGCGCAGGCCUCUAGGGAUGUACAGACCAUGCAGGAGGUGAUGCACGCGGACGUCGACGAGCUCAAGUUCAGUAUGGAAGUCGACCAGAGGAUAGAGAUUUUAACACGCAUACGAGACACUCUGCGCGUCCAAGCCAAGACCGCAGACUCCUUCCGCGCGUUCGAUGGCUUCCUCACACUCGUGCACGUCCUCUCGACGCUCCCCGCUAUCGCCUCUGUUUCUAUCUCCAAGAGUGACCCCGGGUCCGAUUCUGGUGCCGCUGUACGCGCGUGCAUGCGCGCAGCGUUCGAGGUCGCUGGCGAGGCGCUGUGGGAGAACGGGGCGAACCGCCAGUUCUUCGAGCAAAGCGUGGGCUAUGCCUCGCUCGGCGCUGCGCUCGAUCCGCUCGUUGCGGACGCACAUACGUGUGCCGACGUGCUCGGACUGCUUCUGACUGUCGCUUGUCGCGACUUCGCGCUCGUCGACUUCUUUAUCGCACUGCCCCCGAGCUUAAGCAUCGACGACCUCGAAGCCCACUUCGACCGAUACGCACCUCGUUUAUCGUCGGCACGGAUCGUCCUCCCGGGUUUCCUCGGAGUUCUCUGGUCGUUCUUGCGCCCGCGCAUGGAAUCAACGAAUGAAGACGCGGGAUCGCUGCGCUACUUGACAUACAGAAUGCUCGAUAGCGUCACCGCCGCAUCGCAUGCAAACGCGUGCGCCGUCACACGCUUCGAGCCUGACAUGCCGUCGUACUUCCUCGCUGCAUUCAGACGCAAGCUCCACGAAUCUCGGGCCGACUCCGCUGUUGCCUUAUCUUCGCCCGUCGACGUCUCAGAAGACAAACCCAAAGACAAGGACAAGGACAGGGACAUGGAACGCCGCGCGCUCCAGCGGCUCGUCCGACGCACGUUUGAACUCGGCGCUACGACCGAAGACGCUCGCGCAUUGCUCGAGAGCAUCGUCCGCGCGGACUCUGAAUCUACAAAUCCGAGUCUCGACGGGGACAUGCUCGACGCCGCACGGGCGGUCUCCCGUGCGCGCUGGCCGGCGCAUGUGCUCCUCGGUCGCGGGGCGGCGAUUUGCACGCGCGAGGGGGAGAUCGGGCAGGGCCAGGGGAGGGCGCGGGGGCUGCCCGCGACGGGGUUUUCUGUUAUGCUUUGGGCCAACAUCGACGCGCUCCCGCCGUCUACGCCCCCCGGGAGAACGAGCAAACUGUUCCGCGUGCGCACCGCCUCUGGCCCUGUGUUUGAGUUGUCUGUCGAUGCGGGCGGGGGGCUAGGGUUGAGGAGCAGUACGCAUCCUGCGCACAAGGCUUUAAACUCGAAUGCAAAUGGGAGGGCGGUGGUGGGCAGGGGGCGGUGGACGCAUGUAGCGGUUGUGCAUUAUCCGAGUAGGGCGAGCUGCCCGUCUGUGCGCGUGUUCAUCGACGGUGUGCUCGCUGACUCUGUGCAGUGGGCGUAUCCGAAGGGCGCGGUCCGCGCUGAAGGGGUCGUGUACGAGCUCGGUGACGCCUCUUCUUCGCCUUCCGGAGGCGGCGGUGGUGGAGGCGGGAUGAGCUGGAGCAUCGCAUCGGCGUACCUGUUCUCGCAUCCACUUCCGGACGAUAUCAUCCGUUUCGCGCACCAUCUCGGCCCGCGCUACACGGGCACAUUCCAGGACGGCGCAUUGGCCAGGUUCUUGACGUACGACGCGUCGACCGCGCUCGGGAUGCACCUCCUCGGCGGGCCGUCGGCGUCUUCACCGUCCUCUUCCUCCAUUUCUGCUUCCGUCUCUGCUUCCUCAACUAUUGCUGGUGCCGCAGCCGGAUCUGGGGGAGGGGGUGGAAUGUCGGGAUCGGUAGCGCUGGGAGAUAGCUCGGCGGCACUGAGGCAGGUGCUGAAGGAUGGUGUGCCGUUUGGCGAGGACAGCAUUGUGUGGCGGUUUGUGCCUGCGGAUCUCGAGACGUCACCAUCGUUAUCGGACUCCGGCGAGCUGGAUCGGGAUGGGGGCAGGAGACACCCAGAGGAUCAGGGUACGAGUACGAGUAGGAUGCGGCUGCGUGCCCAGUUCGAGUCGAGCGGGAGCGGCGAGGUGGUGGUGAUGCGCUGCGAAGCGAUGGACGCGGCUGUGUGGAAGCUGGGGGGCGCGGGGGUGUUGGUUAGGCUUGUUGUGCUUGCGCAGACAGCGCACGAGCUCUCCCGUGCGGUGGGCGUUCUCGUGGACUGUGUGCGGAACUGCUGGAAGAACUCGGAGGAUAUGGAGCGGUUGAAUGGAUACGACGUUCUCGCCGCUACGCUCCGGUCCAAAGCAGACCUCAUCAACAUGACGACGUUCGAGAUGCUCUUCGAGUUCAUGGGGCUCAACUUCCGCUCGCCCGACCAAUCCACCAUAAUCAACGCGGCCGCAUACCGUGCCAUUGCGCUCGACUUCUCGCUCUGGUCGCGUGCGCGACCUGAGAUUGCGCGCGUACACCUCGAGCAUCUUACCUUCCUGCUGCGCGCUUCCAGGUUUAGAAGGUUCAACGCGCGUGUGCGGCUUGUGAGGUUGGGCGCCCUCUGGAAGUUGCUGUUUGCGCUGCAAGCGGGGUGGUAUGGUGGUAGUGGCGAGGAAGGUGCUGGGGAGGCGGCAGACGAAGGAAACGGGAAUCAAAGUGGAGGCGAGAGGAUGAAUAUGAUGCCGUACGUGGUUGGGGCACUUGCAGCACUCGUGCAGGCGCCUGUGGGGCCAGAGGAUACGGUUAAGCCCGUGGUGUCUUAUCUGGCUGCUACACUCGACCCCCGCUCGGAGAUGCGCAGCACCGGCUCCCCCGCCGUGCUCGAGGACCUCGUCUCGACGCUCCGUAUACCUGCGUAUUACGCGCGCUUCGCCGAGGCGCUGCCGCUACCGCGCGUGUGCCUGCUCCUGCUCGGCGAGCAUCCAAUGCCCGUCGUCGCGAUGCAGGUGCUCAACAUGGUCGGGUUGGGCUAUGCGAACUCGAGCUCGUUCCAUAGGCGGUUUGAGCUCGCGAGUGGGUGGACAAUUCUGCGGAGUGUGUUGCCUGGGUGCUGGGAGGAAGGGGUGCAGGCUGCGGCGUUUGAUCUGUUGCUUGGAGUCACGGGCGGUGGAGCGGAGGCGCAUAGUGAUGGGCAAGGUCAUAGGCAUCGUGGGGGGCAUGGUGUAAAGGGGGCAGCGAGGCAGGAGGAGAAGGUGGUUGCGUGUCCGCAGAUUGCGGGGGUGAUGCUCGCUGUCCUUCACCGAGGGCUAUUUGAGAUGAGGAGUGUGGGGCAGGGGUGUGACGCUGGUCCAAGCCAGGAGAACACUGCGAGUCUCAUCGACGCGCUGACAGCGCUUUUCGGCGAGUCUACCUCGUUCCGCCAGCUCUUCAGGAUGCAGAGCAUCACCCAGAUACUCGUCGACUGUCUGCGCAUCCAUGUCGAGCCCGGAGCGGAGUUCAGCCAGAGAGUCGACGAAGCGACGUGGUCGAAGUUCACCGGGUUCUGCGCACUUGUGGGCGCCGAGAAGGCUGUGCAUGGGUCGCAGCGAAAUGAGAUCCAAGCUUUGCUGGGCGAUGACAGCCCGCAGAAACGGUACGCGCUGCAGAACCAGGUGCAUGCGGGAAUGUAUACGACACUCAGCCUCGUGCGCGAGGGUGCGGUUUCGCAGGCGUUUUCGCGCCUCGCCGAGUGGCGGGCUCUGGUGGUGCUGACGGAGCGGAAACGGAAUCGCAAGACGGUGCUCGACAUGCGGGAGCACCAGAAGCAGGUCGUGAUGUACACGGAGCAGAUUAUGUCGUCCGUAACGGACCGGAGCUUGUGGAAGGAUUUACGAACGGAAAGAGUGUGGAGACUGGAUGAGACGGAGGGGCCAUUUCGAAUUAGGAAGAAGGUUGAACCUUUCCAUCCGCCAUCCAACGGAAAUUCGACUGCUGGAAACUCGCUCGAUGGUAUUCCGCCGACGGAAAGUGCGCCCUCAGUGCAGGUAGAAAGACGAGAGGCCAGUGCUGCCGCUGAAGAGGAGGGCGAAGGCAAUCUUGCAGAGGAAGUGCACGAAGACAAGCUUCGCAAGGUGCGGCACGAGCUGGAGCCAGGCGACAUAAUCGAGGCUGUCAGCACGGUUGCGCGAAUCUCUGGUGUUGAUGCAUUCCCUGGUCUCCUGAUUAUCGGCCAGACGCACCUCUACGUUCUUGAUGGACUUGUUGAACAAGACGAUGGCGAAGUUAUAGAUGCCGCGGAUGCGCCGAAGAGCUUGUUCUUUGUUGCAGGAAGCAAGCUUGAGGCUCGUGUACCGCAGAAAGCCCAGCGGUGGAUUCUACACAAACUGACAGCCUUCGCAGAACGCACCUUCCUCUUCCGUGAUGUCGGCCUGGAGCUUUUCUUCCAAGACCACCGCUCACUGCUUGUCGUCUUCCCAACCAAGUUGAAACGACUCGACGUGAACAACCGUCUGACGACCGUCAUGUCGCGCCUCGGCACGACGCAACACAUUGGGCUCGGUAGUGCGCUCGACCGAACUGCGCUGCUUGGCCUCGUUGCGGGCAAGUCGCGUGCUGAGAUGAACAUGCGUGCGAAGGAGCUCGCGCAUGCGCAGAGGCAGUGGCAGAAUCGGGAGAUCAGCAAUUUUGCGUAUUUGAGUAUUCUCAAUCAGCUUUCGGGGCGGACGCCGAGUGAUGCGACGCAGUAUCCUGUCUUUCCAUGGGUGCUCAAGGAUUAUACGUCGGAAAGCUUAGACCUUUCUUCGCCUGAAAGUUAUCGAGAUCUGACCAAGCCUAUGGGAGCUCUAACGGAGGAUAGGAGGGCGGCAGCCGAAGCUCGCUAUACAAGCUUGGAAAGUGUAGGCGAGCCGCCGUUCCAUUACGGAACGCACUUUAGCUCCUCAAUGACUGUCUGCCACUUCUUGAUCCGUAUGGCGCCGUACACCGAGAUGUUUAAGACGCUGCAGGGGGGUGAAUGGGACUUGCCCGAUAGGCUCUUCGGUGACUUGGGCAAAGCGUGGACGUCAGCCUCGCGAGAUGUUCGCGGUGAUGUACGGGAGCUCAUUCCCGAGUUUUUCACCUGUCCCGAGUUCCUCGAGAACUCAUCCAACCACGACUUCGGUGUUCUUCAGAGCACAGGCGAGCGGAUAAACGACGUGAAACUGCCACCGUGGGCAAAAGGCGAUGCUACGUUGUUUAUUGCGCUUCACCGACAGGCGUUAGAGAGCCACCACGUCAGCGAACACUUGCACGAGUGGAUAGAUCUGAUCUGGGGUCACAAGCAGAGAGAUGUUGCGAGCUAUAAUGUCUUCCACCCGCUUAGCUACGAGGGAUCAAUCGACAUCGAUGCAAUCACUGAUGAGUUGGAGCGAGAAGCAACAGUGGGGAUCAUCCAUAAUUUCGGCCAGACACCGCGAAAGCUAUUUACCACCCCGCAUCCAUCUCGCAAUCUACAGGGGCUUCUGACGCUCCCAUUCGGCGUCGAACGUGGCGUACCCGAAGACGCGAUACGGUAUCAGUGUAAAGGAGAGUGUGCAGACUCAAUUGGGUCACUGGUAGAGAGCUUGACUUUUGAUAGUCGAAAUGGCAAGGUCGUUCCGCUUCCUCAAGGCGUUGUAUGUAUCCCGGGAAGGCCGGAUGAGCGAGUAGAGUGGGACGAGGGCGACAACGAUCGCGCAGGAGCGCUGAGAGUGCGUGUCGCUGGCAAGGUCGUACAGACUCUCGAACAAAUAUAUCCAACCUGCGCUGCCUUCGCAGACGCAGAGACACUGCUCGUCGGCACAUCGGAGCAUCUCGUCCGCUCAUAUGCCCUCUCCCCACCUCUGCAUACGUCCGGCGACCCAAGGGGCUCGGUGGUUACGGGCCAGGACGGCGCCUCGGGAUCCGGCAGCAGCAUCCUAGGUGGUGGACCGGGAUCGCCGCUCUUCGCACACCACCAUCACGCAUCGGCGCGCAUAGGGCUAAGCAUACGAGAGACGCAUAUGCUCAGAGCGCAUGAAGCGCCUGUUACGUGCGUUACUGCUAGCGGGGCGUGGGGUGUGGGUGUCAGCGGAGGGAGAGAAGGUGCCGCGGUCGUGUGGAGAUUGGGUGCGGGAGGUGCGUCGCGCGUCGCGGGCAUCAUAGGUGGAGGGAGGGGUGUCGUUGGUGAGAGCACGGGCAGCGGUGGGAGUGGGAGUGGAGGUGGAGAGGCAUAUGUGGCCACGAUAUGGCAUAGCGAGAGUGGAUCUGAUGAAGGAGUGGUAGGAAACGGUAACAGCGUCACCUGUGUGGCUAUCAACGAGAGCAACGGAUUUAUCGCUUCCUGUUCCCGACGCUACCUUUGUCUACAUACCAUCAACGCUCGUCCCAUCGCUCGCCUUUCCCUCUCUCCAUCUCCAUCCAUGGCGUCUCCGAUGGCAUCGUACGGGGAGAUCACAGCACUCGCUUUCCACGUGCGCGAAUACUCUCGCGUUGGUAUCCUUGCCCUCGGCGGCAGGGGCUGCGUGCGGCUCGUUACCUGGGAGCGCGGCGGCUGUGUUUCUACCGCUGACGAGUAUGAGUGUGUGACUCGGCCCGACUCAUGGGAGUUCGUCGAGGUCGCGACGUUCAAGGAGAGCUCAGAGGGCGAUGCGCCAUGGAUGAAGAAACUUCGCACAUUGCCAGGGUCGAAGGAGCGACCAGCGCGAGUUACUGCGCUAUCAUUUAGGGGGGAGACGUUGGUUGUCGGUGAUGAGCGCGGGACGUGUGUUGAAUGGGCCUAGAGCUAGAAAGGGAGUUUUAGCCACCCACUUCAUCGAGGUUACGAAAC
Messenger RNA from Coniophora puteana RWD-64-598 SS2, 6833 nucleotides. RefSeq names its product beach-domain-containing protein. The coding region runs from base 1 to 6786 and encodes 2261 amino acids. The record is from RefSeq and is a predicted model, not a curated record. The transcript has 32 exons. Gene Ontology annotation, molecular function: protein binding. NCBI's taxonomy places the organism in Eukaryota, Fungi, Basidiomycota, Agaricomycetes, Boletales, Coniophoraceae.